This is a messenger RNA of Vicia faba (fava bean), 1332 nucleotides long. NCBI's taxonomy places the organism in Eukaryota, Viridiplantae, Streptophyta, Magnoliopsida, Fabales, Fabaceae. The record is from the annotation of a GenBank genome assembly.
AUGGUUCGCUCUAAUGGCGUCAAGCUUCUUCGAUCUCUCCCCCCUAAACUCCUCUGCAACAGAGAGAAAUCCUUGUAUGAAGGAGUUUUCGAAAGGAGUUACAGGACGUUGAAUUCAGGAUUUUGUAAUUCUUCCAAAGUUAUUGGAAGUUGUUAUCCCAAUGUUGGAAAUGGUGUUAAUUUGAAGAACUGGGUGCUAUUGGGAGCAGCAAAUACUUAUUUUGGGGCAUCUAGAUCCAUUCAUGGCUCAGCACCAUUGGCAAGAGACUUUUACGAUGUUCUUGGAGUUAAUAAGAAUGCAAGUUCUUCUGAAAUAAAGAAAGCAUACUAUGGGCUUGCAAAAAAGCUCCAUCCUGACACAAACAAAGAUGAUCCUGAAGCUGAAAAGAAAUUUCAAGAAGUUUCAUUGGCAUAUGAGGUUUUGAAGGACGAUGUAAAGCGUCAACAGUAUGACCAGGUUGGCCAUGAUGCAUUUGUAAACCAAGAAAGCAAUGGUUUUGGAGACGGUGGUGCUGGUGGAUUUAAUCCCUUUGAGCAGCUAUUCCGUGAUCAUGAUUUUGUCAAGAACUUCUUUCAUCAAAACAUUGGCGGACAGGAUGUUAAGACUUUCGUUGAACUUUCCUUUAUGGAAGCUGUCCGAGGAUGCACCAAAACCAUUACAUUUCAAACAGAUAUGCUGUGUAACACUUGUGGUGGGAGCGGGGUUCCUCCUGGUACAAGACCUGAAACCUGCAAACGCUGUAAAGGAUCAGGAGUGACAUCUGUACAAGCUAGCAUAUUUAAGAUGGAGACUACAUGUGGUGCAUGUCAGGGAACCGGCAAAAUUGUAUCGAGUUUCUGCAAGUCAUGCAGGGGUGCAAAGGUUAACAAAGGAACAAAGUCAAUCAAAUUGGAUAUUAUGUCCGGGAUUGACAACAAUGAAACCAUUAAGGUUUUCAGAAGUGGUGGUGCAGAUCCUGAUGGAGAUCACCCUGGUGAUCUUUAUGUUACUAUAAAGGUCAGGGAAGAUCCUGUUUUCCGUAGAGAAGGAUCUGAUAUUCAUGUCGAUACUGUUUUAAGUAUCACUCAGGCAAUUUUGGGUGGAACCAUUCAGGUCCCAACUCUUACUGGCGAUGUUGUUCUUAAGGUGCGUCCUGGAACACAACAUGGUCAGAAGGUGGUUCUGAAAAAGAAAGGGAUCAAGACCAAAAAUUCUUAUUCAUUAGGGGAUCAAUACGUUCACUUCAACGUCAACAUCCCAAUAAACCUGACAGAAAGGCAGCGUGAAUUGAUUGAAGAGUUUCAGAAGGAAGAAGAUGAAUCUUCUGAUAAAGGGAAAGCUGCUUCUGGUUGA